This is a messenger RNA of Homalodisca vitripennis (glassy-winged sharpshooter), 1199 nucleotides long. RefSeq names its product maltase 1-like. Gene Ontology annotation, biological process: amino acid transport. Bases 147 to 1058 code for a protein of 303 amino acids. The transcript is spliced from 7 exons. Lineage: Eukaryota; Metazoa; Arthropoda; Insecta; Hemiptera; Cicadellidae. The record is from RefSeq and is a predicted model, not a curated record.
GCGUUUAGUUACAUACAACAAUGGUCUCCCAAUUCUCCGUGCUUAUGUUUGUUUUAAUGCUAUAUUUUUCAGUGGUUUUCUUACUAAUAGGAGUUUCAUCAUUAUUAGCAUCAGUUCAGUCAGAGUUGUAAUUAUGUAAGGAUGUAAUGCAAUUCUGGCUGGAUUUGGGCUUCAGUGGAUUCUAUUUAGAACGCACCAAGUAUUUGAUUGAAGACGCAGAGUUACGUAAUGAGACUGCCAAAAGAGACAUUGGAUCAGCAACCCACACCGAAUAUGAGUUCUAUGAUCACUUUUACACGGAGAACAAUGCCGAGUUGGCACCUCUGCUUCAUGACUGGACCGAACGCCUCGCAAACUCUUCAGGAAUCCUGGUUGUAGACGAUCUGUCAGUGACUGCCAACCGCUCAUUAGCUCACCUGAUAGUGCGACCACAGACUCUGGAGCCUUACCCUAUCUUCACGGCAGAGGAUAUGGUCACAUUGAUCAACAAAAAUCUCAAAGCCAACCCUUGGCCAGCCUGGCAGAUAGAGGUGAAAAAUGAAGAACAAGGUAGUCCCCUAGCCCAGUGUGUGCUGUUGUCAUCUGUGUUGCUACCUGGAGUACCCGUUACUUUAGCAGGACAGGAGCUGGGACUCAGCAACCUCCAGGAGAUACCCUGGGACAACACCACAUAUCCAGAGAGCCAAGAAUCUGAUGUGGUCUCCCAGCAGAACAACCCUCACAGUUUGUACACUGCUUAUAAGGAGUUGGUAGAAGCCAGAAACUCUCCCCAGAUACUGCAUGGCUCACUGCAGCUGCACAUCUUCAAUGGCACUUCAGUUUUAGCCUACACUCGAAUCAAGAGUGGCAAUCCUGGGUACCUGGUGGUGUUCAACACUGGGACAGAAGAGACAACUGUGGAUGUCCGUCAGAUGAAUGGUGUUCCUGACGAGCUGACCCUAGUGGUCACCUCUGACAUCGACUCCAUGGCUGACAAAUCCAAGUUGAUGAGUGAAGCUGUGACGCUGCCAAGUCGAGCAGUUGCUGUAUUCCGCUUUGUUCCAAAAGCAAAGGAGUAACUCAUUGCAACGGUGUAAUUUUGUAUUUAGUUUUAUUAAAUUAACUUCUUUUUUUACAAAAUGUUUACUUUUUAAAAUACUAGUGUAGAAGACUUGUCUAAGUUUUGCUUGUGUAACUCAAUAUUAAACUUUGCAAAUCAC